Molecule: messenger RNA, 771 nt
Organism: Rhipicephalus microplus (southern cattle tick)
Lineage: Eukaryota; Metazoa; Arthropoda; Arachnida; Ixodida; Ixodidae
Gene: dx
Product: deltex E3 ubiquitin ligase
Biological process (GO): protein ubiquitination; Notch signaling pathway
Molecular function (GO): zinc ion binding
Source: RefSeq, a predicted model, not a curated record
UUCUCAUGCGGCAGGCAUAUUCUAGAGGAGGCGUUGUAUCACAUGUUUAGAAACAAACAUGAAGGAAGAAAACAAAGAAAAGCAUCGGCGGCAGCGUGAGCGGUAAGCUGGCCGUGGAAACAGAACCAUGUGUACGAGCUGAGACAGUAUAGGCCUUGGUAGGUGAUCAAGACGUAAAGUUCUGAUAAGCCGCCGAGAACUCCAGACUAUGGCAACUGCUGUGACACUAUCCGUAGCUGUGUGGGAAUACGUCCGAUUCUCGGGAACGUGGACGGCGUACCCUCCGGAGACGUGCGAGAAGCUUGAACGCGCUAGGAUAAAGUCGGAAAGCAAAGAUGAAAUUAAAAUACCCCUCGACAUCGCAUGCAGAGACGUGAAAGCUCAUUUCGUCGAUGUCGUUAAAAUGCAGCAAGUAUUUGGCGACGAACAGAAUCACUGCUCUACUUCGCCUGUACGAAGAAACCUUUAUCCCCUCGACAGUGCACCGGCGAAAGGUAUCAGCUGGGAGUGGCAGACAAACAGCGGAAAGUGGUACCCUUACAGCGUGAAUCUUUCUUGUCUCAUUGAAAAAGCCAAGGAACACGGGAUGCCCAAGAUUAACUUGCAGGACCACUAUCCCGAAUGCAUAUACACUGUGGAGUUUGGAAGCAUGCAUCAAAGAAAUAACUUUACCAGUUUCUGCCGCAUCAUUCGAAGAGUUCAAGGAAGUAAUUACCCAUUGGCACCUGAUGCCGUCACUUGUCCUGGAGUUGACCUCAGUGCACCUGAAAG